AAUAGCUCAAUCAGUAGCGAGUUGGAUUGUCGUUUGCUAGGACAGUUGAAUAGCUCAAUCAGUAGCAAGUUGGAUUGUUGUCUGCUAGGACAGUGGGGUAGCUCAUUCAGUAGAGAGUUGGAUUGUUGUCUGCUAGGACAGUUGAAUAGAUCAGUCAGUAGCAAGUUGGAUUGUUGUCUGCUAGGACAGUGGGGUAGCUCAGUCAGUAGAGAGUUGGAUUGUCUGCUA
Molecule: messenger RNA, 228 nt
Organism: Lottia gigantea (owl limpet)
Lineage: Eukaryota; Metazoa; Mollusca; Gastropoda; Lottiidae
Exons: 1
Source: RefSeq, a predicted model, not a curated record